AAGCCAAAGCAUUUAUUUAUAAUACAAUAAUAACUCGUCUAGACAUCUGACAACCUAGACACUAAAAAUUAAUAGCCCACCGACAUUAAUUCCGCACAAUAAUUAGCUACCGUGCAAUUAAUUUAAAAGUAUAAUUAACCAACGAUAAAACAAAAAGUAGUGGGGAGUGAGAGGUUUUAUCCAGACAAGACCAAGACGAUUAUCAUAUUUUCUCAUUGCACGUUACGUAUUACGUAGACUCGGUCCUCACUGCUCGUAGUGUUGUCUCUCUGCUCUGGUGUUAAUCUUCGAUAGGAAAUUUGUACAUAUCGAUAUUUAUUUGCAGCAACUGUCUGUCUGCUGACGAUCAAUGAUCACAAUCAAAAAUGUCACCAGCAUACUGAUGAAUCUGGAGACUGGUGCACUGGACUAACAACGUUAUCGUCUGCUCAUUUAAUUAAAAUCCAACUCUUCAGCAAAAUGAUGGAGGGAACAUUAAGCCGGGGAACAUCACUGUCAGGUGACAGCAAUCUUUCAACUCAAGAACUUAGUCCACGGAUAGUUAUGUCAUUGGAAGAGAGAUUGAUAAUUGAACAUGAUAACUUGACAUCGAAAAAUAUAACACCAACGACACUGAGGACACCGACGACCAAAAAAGCAAAGCGCGUUAGAUUUUUUCGAAAUGGUGAUAAAUUUUAUACGGGUAUUGUUAUGGCAGUGACACCGGAACGUUAUCGUAGUUUUGACAGCUUGACAACGGAUUUAACGAGAGCACUGAUCUCAAAUGUAACUCUGCCAAAUGGAGUGCGUACUAUUUACUCGAUGGAUGGAAAGAAAGUGCUGAGUGUCAGUGAUCUGGAGGACGGCAAGUGCUACGUGGUGUCAGGUCACGGGGAAUUAUUUAAAAAAGUCGAGUACUCGUCGACGAAAGUACGCAGAGGCAGUUCGCUGUCAGGGCUACCGCAGUCUCCAGCUGGCACGGGCAGAGUUGUCACAAUCAUUCCUUUGUGUGUAAGAGCGCGGAUUAUCACGCUGAUAAGACACGGGAGCAAGCCGCGGAAAGUUCUGCGUCUGCUGUUGAAUAAACGGAACGCUGCCAGUUUGGAGCACGUGCUGGAGGCAAUAACCCAGACUGUGAAAUUAGAUUGUGGUGCUGUCAAACGCGUUUAUACUUUGUCCGGCAAGCUGGUGAUAUCACUGGAGCAGUUUUUCGAAGAUGAAGAAGUCUUCUUGGCGUACGGAAGCGAGAAGUCCACGCAGGAGGACUUUGAGCUGGAUGUUGAAGAGAGUAAGAGUGUCCAGAGUUUCAGACGCGGGCCCUGCGUGUCUAAGAGACAGAGUGGGCCUAUGCCGGUGAUGCCGAGGAAGACUGGCAAGCGUACGCUCACUGCUCCUCAGGUCAGGACACCCAGUCCCUCUAUUUUGACUCUGCCUCAACCUUUGAGGAUGCAUUACACUGUGGGACACGUCAUUGGUGAUGGCAACUUUGCUGUCGUCCGACACUGCACUCAUAAACAAAGUGGUGCUGAAUAUGCCAUGAAAAUUGUUGAUAAAUCAAAAUGUCAAGGCAAAGAGACAAUGCUAGCCAGUGAAGUCGCUAUUUUACGACAAGUUUGCCAUCCAAAUAUAAUCAGUCUUAUUUCUGAACAAGAAACUACUGAUCAGCUAUUUUUAGUCAUGGAACUUGUCAAGGGUGGAGAUUUAUUUGAUGCAAUAGCAGCAGCGACAAAAUUUUCUGAAGCCGAAGCAAGUGUCAUGAUUGGACACUUGACAUCAGCAUUAGCAUACUUGCACUUUCAUCAGAUAGUUCACCGCGAUGUAAAGCCGGAAAAUUUGCUUGUCGAGAUGGAAGGUAGCCAUGUAAGGUGCUUAAAACUAGGUGACUUUGGACUUGCACAGGUUGUGCGCGAGCCGCUUUAUACAGUAUGUGGAACACCUACAUAUGUUGCGCCCGAGAUACUUGAAGAGACGGGAUACGGAUUGAAGAUUGACGUAUGGGCAGCUGGUGUAAUUCUCUAUAUUCUGCUCUGCGGGUUUCCGCCAUUCGCGUCGCCUGAAAACGACCAAGAAGAAUUAUUUGAACGAAUUCUCGGUGGUCAAUAUGAGUUCAUCUCACCCUACUGGGACUCGAUAUCAGACUCUGCGAAACAACUGAUUUCAAACAUGCUUCAAGCGCAACCAGAGCUGAGAUUCAGCGCAGAAGAUGUUCUGGAUCACCCCUGGCUCGUGAGCUUUCUAGGAGGCGAGCAGUCCACAUCAGGAUGUAUUGCAUCCAGUGAAUCGCCGCAGCAACACAGGAAUCAGCAGUGUCAGCCGUUGAGGGUCAACACUUCCUUUGAGCUGAAUUCUUCGAAGCAGUGGGACAGCGACGAGGCUCCGGGAAUUUGCGAAUCCCCUAUCAGCAGACACCAGCCGUGGAGCGACGGGCCGAAGAAAAAUGUAAAAGUGUGUGAUGAAACGGACAGAUUUAAUGGUAACAGUAGUUUUAAUAAUGAGGAUCCGAUGUCAUUGAGUGCCGAGUGUCUGAAAGAAAUAAGUGUACUCACGACAUCAAUGCACGACCUUAUGCAUAAUAUUGAUGAUGACGACAUCUCGUUGGGUAAGAAAAAAAAUUCAAAGAGUGUCACAUCAUCGCUAAACAGUAUUUUAGAAAACGUAAAUUGUAAUAAAAAAAAUAAUAAUAAUGGAGGAUAUCAAAGUCCUGUUUCAAAUAAUUUACAUUCCACUAACAAGAGAAAUGGUAAUUCUCUGUCAGAUAUUCAUUCCAAAGCAAAUAAUAAAUUAAAAUCAACAGUAAUAACACCAACAUCAUCAUCAUCCUCAUACUCAUCGUCUAUUCGUAAUGACUGUCACCAAUUACAAGCGGAUAAAAAUUUAAGGUGCAAUAAUAGUAAUAAAAAAAUAAAAAAUAAUAUUUAUAAUAAUGUAGCUAACGGUGCUAAGGCCAGUAGACGUGAUAACGACAGUGACAACAAGUAUUCAUCUGUUGAAAAUUUUUCACAGUCAACGGAUGGUCUAAGUGUCAGCUCUGACAAUAAUAUCGAAACGUCAGACAGUUUCGUCAACAUCCAGUUCGCCAAGUACAGCAAAAAUAUCGGCGGCUGCUCCAGCAGUCAGAGCACUCAGUCAUCAGAAAGUCUUGAUAGUAUUCCGAUUCGCGGGACCAAAUUAAACCACACAGUCGAUAGUGGAGUCAAGAAAAUAAAUCAAGACAUCAGUCGGCAGGUUUUGAAGAGAAACCCAAAGUACAAUUUACGUCCAACGGCUAAUCGUAACUCGCGAUUGAUUGAAUCCUCUGGUGCAGCCGCAGCAACAAGUGCGACAAAGUCAAGUGGAGCUAAAAAUUCAUCACUUAUUCCAACCCUGAGAGUUAAUGACCAUAGUUUAUUGACUGAUAAUAAAUUAGAUAAUAAAAUAAAAAUAUCUGCUGGUGAUCAAGUUAAAUUACGUGAAAAAAAACAAACGGCUGUAAAACGCGACGGCAAUAAAAAACGUUUCAGUUGUUUUUCGAAUUACUCGACGAAGAAAUCACAUGAUGAUGCUGAGUCUGAUAAAUUAAAUAAUAGUGUACACGUAAGUAGUACACGGAAAUGCAGUUCGACAGAUGAGUUGAGAGAAGAUAAACAGGUGGGAGUUAAUAAAAAUAAUAUCAAAGCAAAUAGAUUUAGUUUGUACUACACACCGCAAUUACCGCGUAAAUCUUACGAGCUGGAUAGUACCGGUGGUAAAGUAACUGGAAAGUCGAUUAAAAAUUCAAAUGUAACGAGUGGUGGAUCAAGUAGACCAACCAGUUGGAAAAUUCCCGAGUCAUCUAGGCCAGCUGAUGAUCACGAGGCUAAACGCAAUAACCGGAAAUCGCUUGUUGAUACUUCGAGUUACUCUAGUGCUAAACGUGUUAACAAAAUUAAUAGACAGUCUGUUAAUUUGCAAGCGACAAUUAAUCCUGAAGGUAAAAUGAAAUAAAAAUUAAAAUCUAGAUUCAUAUCGUCGACUGCCACUAGAUUUUUUAAAAAUCUGCAUAAUGAUAAUGAUGAUGAUUAAUUAUUAAAAAUAAUUUUUUACCGGAAAUUUGUUUAGUUUAUUUAUUUAUUGAUUGGAGAUUUAUUUGUGUUGUAAUUAUUUAUAUUUGAUUAAAAUUUUUUUUUGUUUUUUUUUUUUCAUGAAUUUAUUAUUAUAUUUUUAAUGUAAUUUUAAAAUUAAUCAUCGAGUUUAUUUAAUUAAGAUUGUAAUGAAAAAUCUAAAUAUGCCAAAUGCAUUUUUAAAUUUAAGUAUUUUAUAUAUAUAUAUAUAAUAAGAUAAACGGUCUACAACAUAUGAGAGAGUUUAAAUAUAAGAGAACCUAAUUUAUGAAAAAGUAAAAUGUGCUUGAAGAUAUGACGGAGAGUAAUUUAUUGGAGUAAUUAUUAAUUUAAAAAUGAAUAAAGCUCAAGUAAUAAGUAACGUAAUGUUUACGAUCGACGAUAACGCUCAAUAAUAUUAUUAAUAAUAAUAAUAAUAAUAACAACAAUAAUAAUAAUAAUUAUAAUAACAGUAAUAAUAACGUCUAUAGAGCAAUUGAAAUAUUUUUAUACAAUUAAAAAUGUUAUUAAAUAUGAAGUAAUUAGUUUAUUAAUAUAACGAGCAAUACACGGCGAUCGUUGGUAAUGAGAGCUUUUAAUGCUUGUUAAAAUGACAAUUAUUUUUCAUGACACAUGAAAAAUAUUGUGUGUAACUCAGGACGAAAGAUGAUUUCAGACUACGAAUGAUGUCAGCCUUCACCGUGAUUUGAAAUUGUUUUAUUUCAUCCCUUGUCACACAAUAUACUACUCAACAGUAACAGGGAUUUGUAACCAAAUAAAUGGAAGCUAUUGAAAUUAAAUUAAUAUGUAGAAAAAUAUUUUUUUAUAUUUAUUUUUUUAUAAUUAAUCUCCGUUAUGUCUUCUAUUAUUAAGCACAAAACAUCUCCUGCCGUAAUUAUUAUUAUUAUAUUUUAAUUAUUAAUAUUUAAUACUAAUAAUUAUGAUAUUGAUAUUAAUAUUAAUUAGAUAUAAUAAUAAUAAUUUAAAUUGUAUAUAUUUAAAUAAUUUACAAAUUAAACAGCGAAGCUAUAAAUUAUAUUUUGAAAUGCGAUCACUGAUGAAUUGUCAAUUUGUAUCGCGCAAUUAGUCAGAAUUAUGUACUUCUUAUUAAUUAUCAAUUAUUAUUACUAUAUAUAUUUGAUUAAACUAAAAUAUUAAUUAUAGUUAUUAAAUUGCUGUAAGAACAAAUUGCGUGUUGUCGUGAUAGAUUUUUGUAGUGUUUUUAAAAGGAUAAGUGAUUCGCGCCAAAUAAUGAACAUAAUUAUGGAUUAUAUAUAUACAUAUUAAAUUAUUAAUUAUAACAGCAUAAUAUUAUGAUUAUUAUUAUUGUAAUUAUAAGAAUUCAGUAUCAAUAAGCGAGUAUGUAUUCAAUACCAAAAUUUUCAGUCUAAUUAUUUAUUUAUGUUCAAUCCGUCUUUAUAAUAAUUAUGUGUCUAUCU
Microplitis demolitor is the source of this 5476-nucleotide messenger RNA. Its product is annotated as probable serine/threonine-protein kinase MARK-A. The coding region runs from base 460 to 3942 and encodes 1160 amino acids. The record is from RefSeq and is a predicted model, not a curated record. Gene Ontology annotation, biological process: intracellular signal transduction; protein phosphorylation. Lineage: Eukaryota; Metazoa; Arthropoda; Insecta; Hymenoptera; Braconidae. Gene Ontology annotation, molecular function: protein kinase activity; ATP binding. The transcript is spliced from 6 exons.